Molecule: messenger RNA, 606 nt
Organism: Solanum stenotomum
Lineage: Eukaryota; Viridiplantae; Streptophyta; Magnoliopsida; Solanales; Solanaceae
Exons: 1
Coding region: 1-606 (201 amino acids)
Source: RefSeq, a predicted model, not a curated record
AUGGUUGAUCUCCAAGCUGAAGCUAAUUCGAGUUCUUCUCAUCUUCAUGCUGAUCCCACAUCAGUUCGAAUAGAUUUUGCCAGUCCUCUUUACUUGCAUCCAUCAGAAAGUGCUGGAUCUUCUCUAUUGCCUGCAGUUUUUGAUAGUACAGGUUACAGAUCUUGGAGAAGAGUUGUACUUAGAGCUCUAUCAGUGAAAAGCAAAACAGGAUUCAUCAAUGGAACACUUGUACGACCUGCUCCUACUGAUCCUAGUUUUCUACAAUGGGAAAGAUGUGAUGAUAUGGUAACUUCUUGGAUCCUGAAUUCAUUGUCUCUUGAUCUACGUGACAGUCUGCAGUAUGUAAACAAUGCUCAUGAGCUUUGGGCAGAAUUGGAAGAAAGGUAUGAUCAAACCAAUGGAUGCAAACUAUAUCAGCUACAGAAGGAGAUAAAUGACCUUGUUCAAGGUCCUCUAGACAUUACUGGCUAUUAUACAAGAAUGAAGAAGUUGUGGGAAGAAAUAAGCACUAUAGAUGUCAAUUCUCAGUGUACAUGUGUGUGCAUUUGUGGUGGUAAGACCAAAACAGGACAGGAGACUCAUACACUUAUUAAUGGGUUUAAAUGA